AUGUCUUACUACUUCUCAAUCAUCGGAAGUCGGGACAAUCCAAUAUUUGAAAUCGACUUUGGCACCUCAAAGAUUGGCGGCGAUGGCGUGGCCCGGUUUCGAGAAGAAGCCAAACAUAUGAACCAAUUCAUCGUACAUUCCGCUUUGGAUGUAGUCGAGGACGCGCAGUGGAGUGGCAACGUCAAGUUCAUGCUUCUCAUGAACCCGGAUCCCGCGGCAACAGCAUACUCGAGUUUCCAGACCUCGCCUCCUUCACGCCCGGCAACCGCGAGACAAAGCACCCUCAUCGCCAACAAUCCAACCAGCCAGCAGACCGAGGAAGCCGUAAGACAGUUCAUGCUAGAGGUCUACGAAGCAUGGAUGAAAUGCAUUAUGAAUCCCUUCUACGCCACCGACCAGCCCGUCACGAGUCCCAUCUUCCGGAGUCGCGUGAGCACGGCAGCGAAGAAGUAUCUCUGA
This is a messenger RNA of Ramularia collo-cygni, 459 nucleotides long. RefSeq names its product related to sedlin. Gene Ontology annotation, cellular component: cytoplasm; TRAPP complex; nucleus. The record is from RefSeq and is a predicted model, not a curated record. Gene Ontology annotation, biological process: endoplasmic reticulum to Golgi vesicle-mediated transport. Bases 1 to 459 code for a protein of 152 amino acids. NCBI's taxonomy places the organism in Eukaryota, Fungi, Ascomycota, Dothideomycetes, Mycosphaerellales, Mycosphaerellaceae. The transcript is spliced from 3 exons.